ACUAAACCAAACUAUGGCACCUGUAAAGUUAGAAGGUUAUGGCUUUUUCAACAAGACCUUAAAGGCACCCAAGACUAUCUUGGCUCCAAUGGUUGAUCAGUCUGAACUUGCUUUCAGAAUCUUGACUAGACGAUAUGGAGCUGAUGUCUGUGUGACCCCCAUGUUCCAUGCCAGACUCUUUCACGAAAGCAAAAAGUACCGAGAUGAUCAAUUCACAACAAACGAACAAGAUAGACCAUUAAUUGUUCAAUUUUGUGCCAAUGAUCCUGAAAUCCUUUUAAGAGCAGCUAAGCUUGUAGAAAACGAUUGUGAUGCUGUUGAUUUGAAUUUGGGUUGUCCUCAGGGCAUUGCUAGAAAAGGACAUUAUGGCUCAUUCUUACAGGAUGAAUGGGACUUGAUUGCCAGCAUGGUCAGUCUGUUGCACAAGGAACUGGCUGUGCCUGUCACUGUCAAGAUCCGUUGUUUCCCCACAGUUGAAAAAACCAUUGAAUACGCUAAAAUGAUUGAAGCUGCUGGUGCACAAAUGUUGACAGUACAUGGUAGAUUGAGAGAACAGAAAGGACAAAACACCGGUUUGGCAGACUGGGAUAAGAUCAAGGCUGUCAAACAAGCACUCAAGAUUCCUGUAGUGGCCAAUGGCAAUAUUCUGUACCAUGAUGACAUUCAACGUUGCAUUGAUUAUACAGGCGUUGAUGCUGUCAUGACUGCUGAAGGUAGUCUGUACAAUCCUACUAUUUUUUCAAAGGAGAUCAAGACACCUCCUUACACUUUUGACAUUGCUCAAGAAUAUCUUGAUAUCUGUAAGACUGUUAAGACUGGAGGAAGCUCCAUCAAGGCACAUUUGUUCAAGAUUUUGCAUCCUACUUUACCUCAUCAUGUUGAAAAGCGAUCUCAAUUAGGAAGAGCUCGUACAUUGGAUGACUAUUUGCAGGUAGUUGCCGAACUGAAAGAACAAGUUUUGAAGGUCAUUGAAGAAAAGGGAGAGCCAAAACAAGGAGAGCCUAACGAAGAUGGCAUCCGACAAUAUGCUUAUUGGAGAUGCCAACCUCAUAUUCGACCAAAACUCCCAGAGAAUGAUGAAAACACACCUGAAAAGAGAAAAGAGCAAUCCGAAAAUGAUAAAAAGAGACAUGCUGAAGCUAAAGAAAGAGCCCUUGCCAAGAAACAAAAGCAAGAUAUCACUGUAGAUACCGUUUAGAAUAGUAAUAGUAAUAAUAAAAAAGUAA
This is a messenger RNA of Gilbertella persicaria, 1226 nucleotides long. RefSeq names its product dihydrouridine synthase-domain-containing protein. Gene Ontology annotation, molecular function: flavin adenine dinucleotide binding; tRNA dihydrouridine synthase activity. The record is from RefSeq and is a predicted model, not a curated record. Gene Ontology annotation, biological process: tRNA processing. The transcript is spliced from 2 exons. Lineage: Eukaryota; Fungi; Mucoromycota; Mucoromycetes; Mucorales; Choanephoraceae. The coding region runs from base 14 to 1198 and encodes 394 amino acids.